This is a messenger RNA of Prunus armeniaca (apricot), 444 nucleotides long. NCBI's taxonomy places the organism in Eukaryota, Viridiplantae, Streptophyta, Magnoliopsida, Rosales, Rosaceae. The record is from the annotation of a GenBank genome assembly.
AUGGUUGGAAGCAAGCGCACGAGGAGCAAAACCGCCAUAAUGGCUCAAUCCGUGACGGCCCAAAGAUACUUCUCCCACGAUCCCGCAAUCAACAUGGCGGCUCCACCUCUUCUCGCCGCCAUGAACACGCAGCAAACCCUAGCUGCUGCACCACAGCAGCCACCCCGUGUGACUGGAACCACCGCACCUGCCUCUACCGUCGUCGUACCAUCUCAAGGUCCCGUGGCCGGAUCUAGCCACCUUCAUAGCACCGCCACCGAGCAUGGUGGAACCUCCCAUCAAGAUGGACUCACUACCACCGCCGACUUUGGCCCAAUCUUGGAGCAACUUCAAGCAUUCCCUCCAUUGCCUCCACGCUCGACGCACUCUCCCACGUACACAUCUAAUGAAACCCUAGCCCGUGUGCAAUUGGGCUCCACACAUUUCUCUCAUCCCGAUCCAUGA